CAACCACAACCACAACCACGACCUCGUCUCGAUUGUUGACAUGGGAAGCCCUCCUGCAGCCUGCGAUACUGACGCUCGCCCGCGAACUGCCCUCCCUGACCUGUCCGACGCUCCUCAGUCGCUCCGAUCCAUGUCACUCUCCUCCUCCACGUCGUCCGCCUUUCCCUCGCGAGCCCACUCGUCGCCUGCUCCUCGACCGCGUCGACGGGCAUCGCAAGGCUCCGUCUCCGCCUACAACCGUCUGAAUUCUCCUCUCUCUCGAUUAAUCUCUAAAGACAAGCCAGGACUACAACUCCCGUUCUUCAACAGCCUGGGAAUAUCCUACCAGUCCUUGAACAACCCGCCAAUCUCUCGGCUCGGGUCAGAGCCCAUGUCGCUGGACUCCCCUUCAGAUCACCUUUUAUCCGGGCCUCUCACACCCCCGGCGGACGAAGAGGAUGAGCACACCACCUGGGAAGUAGUACAGGACGAGCCAGUCACCGAGCGGGAACCCAAACAUCAGACGCUCAUGGACCAGAGUCGGGAUCGGCACAGUGCAUCUCCGUCGAACCCACACCAACCCCAACACAUCUCGUUCAACCCAAUGUCCAACAGGCCGUCAUUAGAUGAAGAUGAGCACAUGUCAGGCCAAGACGUGCAGGAUGAAGUGCCGGGGAGGAACUGGCUAGAAAAUGCCCUUGACGCCAUCUUCUCGGCUCUUCUAUUUGACCCCCAUCAUCGUGCAGACUCGAUGCGUUUAGUCUCGCAGACUCUCCCCUUUCCUCGAUCUCCCGAGAAUAACGUACAAUUGCCGACCCUGGCCAGUGUGUUUGGAACGAUCAUAGAAGCAUUACGGAAUCGCCACUCACCAGAGCAUUCGCCUUACAUCCACGUAACUCACGCAGUCCCGAACGAUUUCAUCGUGGGGAAUCUCCCAACAUCACCACCAAGCACUCCAGGGCCGAUGGUCCAGUCGAACGAUUAUUUCGAUCCGCCAGUUUUCGCCAGCGCUAGCACAGUACCGAUAUACCACAAUGUAAAGGGACAAGUUUGCGAAAAGGUCAACUAUCCUCAUCCCAUCGUCCCCCCUUACAGUACACAUAUCUCAGUCCUAGAACGGUAUAUACCGCCUUCCACAAAACACGAAUACCGUGAUUUGUUCACCUAUAAGCAACCGUCGGCCUUGGCCGACCGUAUGCUCGAGCUGUCUCCGCUCGGCGGAUGUCUUUUAUUCAUUUACCCAACUAAGAAGGGUGCCACGACUUUCAAAAGUCAAUAUCUAGGGCCAAUCCUAGACCCAUUAUUGCGACAGCUAGUGGUCGUCAAUGGGUUUUCUGCUGAUAUUAGCCGCGACCUCGGACGGUUAGAGGCAGUCAACAGCAUGGACGAUUUUCAAACGAUGAAAGCUAAUAUCGAGCUUCUGUGUCGACUAAUGAGUGAAAACAUGCCCUCAGUAUUUCAACUGGUUAAUGCAGGCAAAGGGCUUGCUCCUCUCGACCGUAAUCUAUGGAUGGAAUGGUACAUCCAGCAAGAGCGGCCAAGAAUGAAAUAUUUGCUGAGUAGAAAUUGGCAAACCUCAGGCAGACUCACUCCGAGCAGCCCUGAAGGCGGGGGAGUUCAAUUGAGCUCCUCCAUGCUACUUGGAGAAAUCAUGGACGGAAUCAAAAGACGCCGAUAUGAUGUGUCUCCUAAGGAAGAUAUAGAACUAGGUGUUUUCGUCAUUCGCAGGUCUCGUAACCUCUCAUCUUGAUAGUAUCCCGACAGACUGAUCAAGAUAAUUCCGUGAUAAGGAGUAUGAAAAAUUAAAAAGCGUGUUAUGGAGCGGGCAUUUUCGGUACGCGGCGUUGGGAGCUCUCUUGUCUCCCUGGGAUGGGGAUUGCUUUCCUGUGAAUGCUAUAUAGGAGCGUCAUAUAGUAUAAUACCCAUUUGCUUUUGUCACUUUAAAUAGAUGGUCUAUUUAAAUAAUGGUUAGCCAUUUUAUACGCAGACUACAAAUAAUGUAAAUGGUAAAUCAUUCAUCCUCGCGUGCGUAACAGACGUGGUCCGGUGAUGUAAGUCCGGAUAAACCUAU
Molecule: messenger RNA, 2050 nt
Organism: Talaromyces proteolyticus
Lineage: Eukaryota; Fungi; Ascomycota; Eurotiomycetes; Eurotiales; Trichocomaceae
Exons: 2
Coding region: 41-1729 (562 amino acids)
Source: RefSeq, a predicted model, not a curated record